AACAGCCGUCUUCCAGAAACAGUGGCUCCAGGGAGAUGAGCCGAGGCAACAAAACUGAAAACUUUUUUCUUGGAUUAAUGAAAAAAAACUGAGAUAAGAGUGGUGGCUUGGUGGGUUUAAGGCUUUGUGUGACCUGAAGGCUAAAAAGGUAGUCGAAAUUAUGGGUGAAAUUGUGAUAAAAAGUGAAGAUUAUAGUUUGCUUAAGGAUCUCACAGUGAAAUUUGAAGCACAAGAAGAGGGUUUCACUUUUUGUUUCUGGGUUUAUCUCCUCAAGACUUGCACAUUUCCUGCUCCACUCAUUAGUCAGGUGGAUAUUUCUGGCAGUGCUCCCUUUCUAGUGCUAAACGAGAAGAAAAUAUUGAAGCUUUUUCCUUUGACUUCAUUAGACCAUGAAGCCCUUGAUCCUGAAAAUUCUACUCUGUUGACAGAAGUUCCCCAUGCAUCUAUGGAGACUGAAUUUCCUUCUGAAAAAUGGGUUCAUGUUGGAUGCAAGGUCUCUGUUGAUUCUGUUCUACUUCAUAUUGAUGGGGGAAUUGUGGCCGAGCAGCCUCUAUCUUCAUUUUUCUGUGAAGAUUCAAUGUCAAAUUCUUUGAAGAGGAUAACAUUGGUUGGUAGUGAUGUGCAAGGUUUUGUCCACCAUGCAAAAGUCUUGCCUCUAAACUUUUCUGUCAGUGAACACUAUGCUAAGGACCCACCUUUGCAAUUAUCUAUUGAUAAUUCAUCUGCCUCUGAGAUUGAAGAAGAUAGCGAUGGUGUUUGGAGCAUUGUCGGUGGCAAGGCAUCUUGCCGCAGGAUCUUUUCUGUGGAUGUUCAAUUAUUAAAUGCAUUUGGAGAGCCUGUAAACAAGGAACUUGAGGUUAUCGCUUCACUUUUGUAUGCUGACAAUGGUGGCCCUGUAGAGAAGACAAGUGAUGGAGAAGCUCCCCUUUUGACAAGUUAUGAUGGAAUUGAAUAUGCGUCUUGUGAUAGACCUAGUAAAAUGUUGCAUGGGUUUGCUUCCUUUAAGCUGAAGAUAUCUCAGCUUUCAUCCAAGUGCGACAACAGGUUGUUCCGUAUUAGGUUUGAAGUACCAAAAGUUGCUGGGUAUCCUUUCCUGGAGGCUCUUUCCCAUCCAAUUCGUUGUAUCUCAAGAAAUCGUACUAUACGCACAUUCCCUAUGGUAAACAAAAAAACCCCAGCUGCUAUCCAUCUACUUGAUGGAUCUCAAUCAUGCGGAUUUGAUGAUGGAUCUGCAGAAUUUCAACACAAUACUGUACGUGAAGCAAAACCUAGUCCAUCUUCAAAGCGGGUGAGGUUGGAACAAGAAAAUAUAUCUGUCAUGGAGCAACCUGGAGGGGAAUGCAACUCUCAUCCCUGGACCGCUAAUAAGGCUGAGAAUGCACUUGCAAAGAGUUCGAAUGGGAGACAUGAAAACUUUGUGGAAGCAGACAACUCCCCAUCUGAUUCAGAGAGCACUGGAGCAAGAAACUCAUCUUUCAAGAGUAUGCUAAGUAGUGGAGAUUCAGUUUCGGACUUAACAAUCUUUAAGUACUGCCUGGGAAACUUGGCUGAGAAAUCUCGUGUGCUCAAGGAGAUUGUAACCUCUUCUUCUGAUGAUGAGGUGUUGGAGUUUGCACAUCAAGUAUCCAUUUACUCCGGAUGUUCUCACCACAGGUAUCAAAUAAUCAUUGCAAAGAAAUUGAUUGAAGAAGGAAGAAAUGCUUGGAAUUCAAUCUCUCAAAACAACCAUCAUGUUCAUUGGGGUAGUGCAAUUUUCGAAAUUGAGGAGCAAUUCAUGAAGAUUUCAUGCUGCAGUACUAGAUCUCUCACACAACAGGACUUUGACCUUCUGAGGAGAAUUGCUGGAUGUGGAGAUUAUAUGGCCCAGGAAAACUUUGAGAAGCUGUGGUGUUGGUUAUACCCUGUUGCUUUUACAUUAUCUCAAGAUUGGAUAAAUACCACAUGGAAGUCCACAUCCCCCAAGUGGAUAGAAGGCUUUAUUACAAAGGAAGAAGCUGAAUAUUCACUUCAGGGCCCGAGGGGCCUUCAGGAGCCUGGAACAUUUAUCCUCCGGUUUCCCACUUCAAGAAGCUGGCCCCAUCCUGAUGCAGGAAGCUUAAUUGUGACAUAUGUUGGCACUGAUUACAGCAUCCAUCACAGGCAGGUUUCUGUUGAUUAUAUUUACAGGGAGAAGGAUGUGAAACCUCUGCAAGAAUUGCUAUUGGCAGAGCCGGAGCUCUCUCGAUGGGGAAGGAUCAGAAGAACUCACUACACCUGAUUGACUUUUAGCAUAUCAUAUUCUCCUACUUGCAGUAUUCCCAGCCAUUAUUUAUUUGUUUACUUUGAACCAUUCUGAUAUUUUGGGAGAUAAGGAGGGUGUUAUCUUUGUUGUAUUUUUGUUCUUGCCUGUAAUGUGUAUAUGAUAUAUUCUCAUUAUCAUUAUAUCAAGUUCUUAAGCACAGAAAUGUCGCCACAA
Messenger RNA from Mangifera indica (mango), 2455 nucleotides. Its product is annotated as SH2 domain-containing protein B-like. The transcript has 12 exons. Bases 161 to 2257 code for a protein of 698 amino acids. The record is from RefSeq and is a predicted model, not a curated record. Lineage: Eukaryota; Viridiplantae; Streptophyta; Magnoliopsida; Sapindales; Anacardiaceae. Gene Ontology annotation, molecular function: DNA-binding transcription factor activity, RNA polymerase II-specific; RNA polymerase II cis-regulatory region sequence-specific DNA binding. Gene Ontology annotation, biological process: regulation of transcription by RNA polymerase II; signal transduction.